Molecule: messenger RNA, 2681 nt
Organism: Papilio xuthus (Asian swallowtail)
Lineage: Eukaryota; Metazoa; Arthropoda; Insecta; Lepidoptera; Papilionidae
Exons: 2
Coding region: 400-2259 (619 amino acids)
Biological process (GO): proteolysis
Molecular function (GO): aspartic-type endopeptidase activity
Source: RefSeq, a predicted model, not a curated record
UGGCAACUCUUAUGUGAACGCUUUGAUAACAAAAGACAAUUGAUCAACAAUCAUUUAAAAUCACUUUUUAAUUUUGAAUACGUCCGUGAGACUGACAAGUUUCGUUCACUCCGUUUCAUCACUGAUCACAUUACUAAAAACUUGCGCGCCCUCAGUACACUGGGCCUGCCUACUGACAAGUGGGACGUUUUAAUAAUUUAUAUAGUUACAGCAAAAUUAGACAGCGCCACAUCCUUUAAAUGGGAGGAACAUAGAAAUAAUUUGUCCGAUAUUCCAACACUUAGUGACUUCUUUACAUUCCUAAGAAAACGUGCUGAUAUUUUAGAGAUUGUCCAUCGCAAUAAACAAGACAAACAUAAUAAAAUUAAAUAUACAAAUUCUUCUGCACCUAACAAUAGGAUGCAAACUAAGUCUUUUGUAGUUACUUCUAAGGACGCUGUUUCUAAUUCUAAUAAAACCUUCGAGUGUGCACAUUGUAAGGGUAACCAUCGCCUAUACGAAUGUUAUUCAUUUAAGGCCAAGUCACCAGAAGAUAGGAACUCAAUAGUAGCAUCAUUGAAAUUAUGUAAAAAUUGUUUAAGGUCAGGUCAUGUUGCUGACAACUGCAAGCUUCCAGGUUCUUGUCGAUCUUGUAAAAAACGUCAUAAUUCACUUUUACAUAUUAUUAAAGAAUGUGAAAAUUCUAGCAAUAGCGUUCUGCCUGAUCAAUCGGUAGUAAUGUCCGUCUUGUCUUCUACUGAGGUGUUGUUGUGUACAGCCAAGGUUUUAGUAUCUAAUCCCAUAACUAACAAAUCUAUUACAGUGCGAGCUUUACUUGACUGCGGGAGUCAGUCUUCUUUUAUAACCGAGUCGGUCCAACAAAAAUUAAACUUGACGCCUCAACCUUCAAACGUUAAUAUACUUGGUAUUGGUAAUGCUCAAGUUAACCUAAAUACGAAAAGAUGCAUUUUACGAUUACAAUCCAAUAAUAGUUCUUUCAACGUAACAAUGAGUUGUUUAGUUCUACCUAUAAUAUCCAGCAAUUUGCCAAAGAUAUCUUUUGAUUACAACGACAUAAAUUUACCUAAACUUGAAUUAGCGGAUCCUAGUUUUAACGAACCAUCCCCUAUUGAUAUGCUCAUUGGCGCUGACUUAUUCUGGGACCUGAUAGGCUCAGAGCAGCGCCGUCUAGGGGACCAAACCAAAACCCCUAACCUACGUAGCUCUAAACUUGGUUGGCUCGUUGCUGGCCCCCUACCUAAUUUACCUAAAAAUUCUACACCAAAUAAUUUAUCAAUAUGUAACUUCUGUCUAAAGGAUGACAAUUUUCCUAAUAAUUUAUCUAUAGAUCAACAUGAAAACUAUAAUUUUGAAAAGGCCUUGUCAAGAUUUUGGGAAUUAGAAGGUUUUCCGCACAACAAGCCCUUAACACAAGAGGAAAAACUAUGCGAACAGCAUUUCCUUUCCACUACUACGCGUUUAAGUGACGGUCGAUUUUGCGUCAGUUUACCACUCCGUGAUGACCGAGACUGUUUAGGUGAUUCUUAUCAACUAGCCAAAAAACGGUUUUCAAAUUUAGAAGCGCGGUUUAGAAGGCAACCAGAGCUUAAAAAAGCCUAUUCUGAUUUCAUACGCGAGUAUGCCGAGCUUGGUCACUUAAAUGAAUCUAAAAUACCUAAACCUAUUAAUUCAUUCUUUCUUCCCCAUCAUCCUGUAAUCAGAGAAAAGAGCGAGUCAACUAAAUUACGUGUCGUGUUCGAUGCAUCGGCUCGUUCUACGUCAGGUUUAUCAGUGAAUGACUUACAAAUGAUAGGGCCUACAAUACAAGAUUCACUUUUUAAUAUUUUAAUUCGCUUCCGCCAAUAUAAAUAUAUAUUAUCGGGCGAUAUAGAAAAAAUGUAUCGUCAGGUUAGCUUAAGAGAGUCAGAUCGUGACCUACAACUUAUUCUAUGGCGGAAAAACGAAAAUGACCCUUUACGUACUUUACGUUUAAAUACGGUGACAUACGGUUUUUCCAGUGCGAGUUUCUUAAGUACUAGAUGCAUCUGGCAGUUGGGCGAGGAAUGUGACGACGACAAAAUAAAAAAUAUAAUACAACAGGAUUUUUACUGUGACGAUUUGCUUACAGGAUCUGACUCCGUCGCGGAGCUUCGUCACAUUCAGCGUGCUGUGUCAGAUGAACUGACAAAAGGUUGUUUUCAUCUAAGAAAAUACCGUUCUAACGUUCCCGAGUUGUUUAUGUCCGAUUCGAUAAAUCCAGAAGAAGAGUUGCUGCUAUAGGAGAACUUACUCAAUUGUCGCAAUGGCGUCACGUUCCUACCAACGAAAAUCCCGCUGAUCUCGCGUCUCGAGGUGUAGAUCCACGAAAUAUAGUAAGCUGUCAUCUUUGGUGGCAUGGCCCUUCCUUUCUUUUGCAACCCGAUCAUCUAUGGCCUCAAGAAAUUUCACCCGUUUUCGAUUUGCCAGAGUUGAAGACGGUUUCUACUUUGUCAGCGGAAAUAAUAACGACAUCUCCUGUGAUAGAUUUUAAAAGAUUUUCCAAAUUUCGUACCUUACAACGAACUUAUGCAAGAGUUAUUAGAUUUUUACACAACUGCCGUAAUCCUAAAAAUAAACUAACUGGCUGUCUGGACGUGGAUGAGCUCAAUAAAUCCCUACAGUUCAUUAUCACCCAAGCUCAGAACGAAUCCUUUUCUAAUGAA